Messenger RNA from Fibroporia radiculosa, 1266 nucleotides. RefSeq lists its product as uncharacterized. The record is from RefSeq and is a predicted model, not a curated record. Lineage: Eukaryota; Fungi; Basidiomycota; Agaricomycetes; Polyporales; Fibroporiaceae. The coding region runs from base 1 to 1266 and encodes 421 amino acids. The transcript has 2 exons.
AUGUCGAAUGACGUGUGCUGUUUUCUCAGAGCUCGGCUUCGGCGCCUCCUGGCACUAUUGACGAAGUUCAGGACCCCCGCUGGCCCCAAAUCCGAGCCGACUGAGGUGCCCCCUUUGUCUUUGUCUUCGGCACUGGUGGGCUCUGCCGGCUCCAGAGUGUCCCCGGAACUGGUCUUCGAGGUGCUCCGUCAUUAUGCACAUAUGGACCCAUCAUCAAUGUCUGCAUACAGUCUGACAUGCCGAUCCUGGGCUGAAAAAAUCCGCCGCGAUCGUUUUCGUCGAGUGCACAUUGAACAUACCUACAUGCACGCAUUCCGCGACUUCAUUCGGCAUGCGCCCGCCGUCGGGGGCUGCGUCAGAGACCUGACCAUAAAGUUUGGAUACGAUUCCAGUGCACUACGGGGGCUGCAGGAACACGAGGUGGUGAGGGACAUCACUUCGCAGAUGCAGGGCGUCCGAUCUCUAGAGCUCGUGGGCUACGCCGUCACACCCACCACGGUGGCGUCGCUGGCCAGCUUGACCACGACGGUGGAGAACCUGUCGCUCAAGGGUAUCUUCUCGCCCAAGGCCGAGGACAUCGCGAGCUUCAUCCGUUCCUUCUCAGUUCUCAAGACGCUCAAUAUCAAGGAUGUCAUGCUGUCUACGGUCGACGGUUCUGUGACUGGUCCAAUGUACCCCGCUGCACGGAACCAGACAGCCUUCGCACCAGUGUCAUCUGAAGAACGGGUACGCUCCAACGCAGACAUCUGCAUCGACGUACUCAAUGGUAGCCACGUGGGCUUUUGGCGGGGACACUACUCUGCAGCCUACGAGUAUGGUUCGGUUCUUCAAGGCACAGGUGCUUCUGUCGAGCACCUUAUCAUAAACAUCCCCAGUCAUCAAGAGUUUGAAUUGAAGUUCAAUUUGGCGCACUGUACUCGCCUCCGCAGGGUGGUGUUCGACGCAACGCUAAUGGCUGAGUCCAAAUACCCGCCAUGGAUUCCUGCAUUUCUGGCGUCCGUUAAAACGACGAGCGUACGCGUCAUAACGUUUUGCACCAACGGAAACCCUCGUUGGCUUAACUGGCUCAAGGGAAUCGACGCCGUGCUUGCUCAUCGAGACUUCCGCAAACUGGAGCGAGUGGUGUUCAUCAGCUACCGCCCCAUUGAUGAUUUUGGCAACUUCACUCGGGGCAUGCUUCCCAAGCUGAAUAAACGAGGUCUGCUGGUGAUGGAGCAAGAGUCUAAUGUGGGAAUUGACAGGAUACUGGAAAAGUUUAGGCAGUAA